GAAAUAUGACGCAACGUGGGCAAACAAGGAAAUGAAACCGAUGUAAGUGAAGCUUUCGGUUUAUGUACCAUGAGCCAGAGUUUUACCAGAUACAGGUAUGGGUGACUUUCUGGUUUUGAUUGGCGUCGGGUCCAGCUUCGCCUUCUCUGGACUGUUCUAUCAUUUAUAUCAAGAAAAGACAAAAGAGUUGAAAAAGCUGAAGGAAAUACCCAUCUUCAAACCGGAUCAACAUUUGGUCAGAGUACUGAAAGCAUCUCCCCACAAGAGACUUCAGUAUGUUGCUGUAGAAGGGUUGGUCCAGGCGGAUGGAGAGCCUCUGGCCAGCCAGUUUGUCCCACGAUGCUUUGGUGUGAUUCAGAAGAUAGCAGUGGAGGAGCACUGGAAGUACUGGAACUCCCUCAGCAAGACCUGGAAUUCUCGGACAAUGAACAGAAAAGAAACCAACAACGCAGUUCCUUUCAGUCUGGUCAGUCCUGGAGCCUACUUCACUGACUUGUAUGUGAAGGUCCAAAACCCUCUGGAGGCCUCUGGGUGCUAUCUCGAGAGGGUUUAUUUCAAAGUAAGACGUGCUGAGGAGGGCUUAAUUAAUGUGGUGGUGCAGGGCUUCAGUGGGGAGAAACCUGUGGCGAUGGAGGAGAGCGAGGAGCUUCUGCGGGUGGGGAGCACCCUGACUGGUUUUGGUGAGGUGGUGCUGGAGGGAGGUCAGGUGAUGAGGCUGCAGGCCCCGCAGGACGGCCGCAAGUAUAUCCUGGUACCCACUGACUACAGGAGCUUCUUGGACAGGCACGAGAGAACAGCCAGCAUGUGGAAGGCGCUCACAGCCUUUACUGGCAUCACAGGGGUUUGUCUUCUAGCCGGCGUCAUUCGUGGCAUGAUGGGAAAACAGGAUGACAGGUCAAAGUAGGCUGGGACACUGCAGGUGUAACCGCUUAAAAAUCUGUGUCACUGCUUUUUGGGGUGUCCCAAUGCCAUUGAUCAUCCUGAUGCUAAGAUAAUUCUGUUAUUUGUUUCAUUGCUGACAGAUAUUUUCUGCUGUCAGGGGCAAAACAGCAAAAACAACAUUGGACGAAAUAUAUUAGAAAAAUAGAAAGCGCAAACACAAAACAAAUUAACAAAACAGGAAACACAACAUUUAAAAAAACUGGACAGGUAGCGACGAUUCUUUUUUUGGAAUCAGACAGAACCUGAGUAAAUUAUGUAUUUCCCAAACUGUUGUGUUUACUGAAAUGUUAUUGUGUUUUUGUUUUAUUGUGUUUUCCGAAAUGUUUGGGUUUUUUUGGCAUUAAUUGUUUAAUCCAAUGUUGUGAUUUUUUGCGCAUCUGGGCCACCAUACCUAACGGACCACUUAAGAGUUUUAUCCAUUUGUCAAAAACUCUAGCAUCCUGUAGAAGUUCUCUAUAAAUCCUCCACCUGAUGAUGCGAGCACAUGCUGAGUGUGGCAGUUCAGUCUGAUGAAGACAAUCCUGAGGGUUUUCAGGCCUAAAAGAGUAGAGUUUGGGGGGAUGAAUGGAGCCUUGCUACAAGAUAAAUUCCUUGCAUUUAAAAUUUUCUCUGCAGUCAUGGGCCAUUAGUAUUAUUAGUAGUAGGCUAUGCAACAAGUGAUGAAACAACUGAGGAAUGUGCAUUUAAUGCAGAUAGUAGACAUUAUAAGACUUGUGUGAAAGAUUUUAAAAUUAAAAGCUGCCUUAUCAAGGGAACAUUUUAUUUUUCUAAUGAAGUUGUAUUUUUUUAUAACUUGAGAUGAAAUCAUUGAGUUACUUGCUGUGAACCAGAUCAACAAGAUUACUGUGAUUUCAUUGUCAGUCUCUAGUCAUCACGUCCAGACAGAAUUUUAAGGUGAUUUGUACUGUAUCAAUUAAGAUAAUCUUCUACCUCUUAGAUCAUUGGGUGUUAUUGUAUUGUUUUAUCCAGUUAAUGUUGUUUUAGAAGGGGAAAAAAAGGGCACUAAAUACUGUUGUAAACAAUCUUCUUUAAAAGGUGAUGGGUUUAGUCUUAUUAAAGUGAGACAUUUUGUGUCCUGGCCAAUAAAGUGAUACCAAUGAUAAUUCAACACA
Molecule: messenger RNA, 2054 nt
Organism: Dicentrarchus labrax (European seabass)
Lineage: Eukaryota; Metazoa; Chordata; Actinopteri; Moronidae
Gene: mul3
Product: mitochondrial ubiquitin ligase activator of nfkb 1-A
Exons: 5
Coding region: 98-904 (268 amino acids)
Biological process (GO): protein ubiquitination; organelle organization
Molecular function (GO): ubiquitin-protein transferase activity
Source: RefSeq, a predicted model, not a curated record